Carica papaya (papaya) is the source of this 1483-nucleotide messenger RNA. Its product is annotated as Chaperone DnaJ-domain superfamily protein. Lineage: Eukaryota; Viridiplantae; Streptophyta; Magnoliopsida; Brassicales; Caricaceae. The record is from RefSeq and is a predicted model, not a curated record.
CAGACGACCUGGAGGAUAUCUCCAUUUCGCCAUCCCCCUCGGGCGAAAUCCUUUAUGCGAUUUUAUCCAACUUCAAGCCCAUUUUCUCCCUGUCCAAACACGACCAAGAAAAACAAGGAACAGAAAAAAAACAAGAAAGUAGGCAGGGGAGACAAGGGGACAAAAAUGGAGGAAAGCUCAAACAGAGUGGAAGCGGAGCGGUUGCUUGGAAUCGCGGAGAAACAACUGCAGACACGCGAUCUGCAGGGAUCGAAAGAAUUCGCAGUCUUGGCGCAGGAGACGGAGCCGCUUUUAGAGGGGUCAGAUCAGAUCUUAGCAGUGGUAGAGGUGCUUUUGGCGUCCGAAAAGCGCAUAAAUAACCACCAUGACUGGUACGCGAUGCUGCAGUUGGAGCGCCGAUCCGACGAUUUCGAUCAAAUAAAGAAGCAAUACCGCAAGCUGGCUCUCCUCCUCCACCCGGACAAAAACAAGUUUCCUUUCGCUGACCAGGCUUUCAAGCUUGUGGCAGAGGCAUGGAGCGUCCUCUCUAAUGAAUCGAAGAAAGCUCUGUACGAUAACGAGCUUAGCCUCUUCACCAAAGUCGAUCUUAACAGCUUAGCAGGCGCCGGGUUGCACCAGCAUGAUAAAUUGCCUGUUAGGAGGAGCCAGCGGGAGACUAAGCCCGCAGAGGACGAGUUUCGGUCUAAGCUAUCCACUUUCUGGACCGCCUGCCCGUACUGCUAUAGGUUGUACGAGUAUCCUAGGGUUUAUCUAGAGUGUUGUUUGAGGUGCCAGAAUUGCCAGAGGGCAUUCCAGGCAACAAUGAUCCCGUCUCUGCCGCCGCUUGUCCCCGGCAAGGACGCGUACUACUGCCGUUGGGGAUUCUUCCCUCUCGGGUUUGUGACUGGGAAUUCAGAUAACGGGGGCGGGAAAGGGGCUACAACUUCGAGAUUCCCGAAUUGGAUGCCCCCAAUUUACUCGCCGGAUUUGCAUCCCGCUGGAAAUAAUUUUACCGGUGUUGCUGCUACCGCGACUGCCGCUGCCCCGGCCCCUGCCGCUGCAGCUGCGGAGAGGGUGAAUGGAACUGUUAAUAGGGGUAAUUCUGCGGUGAAUGAGCGGGGAAGUUCUCCCAGAAAGAGGGGAAGACCGCGGAAGAAUCCAGGUUUCUGAAAUUGGGUUGAAGAAGAAUGGGAACUUAUAAGGAUUUUGUUUUGUUUAUUGGAGACGGACAGAAAUGCUGAGGUCUCUCUGGUGAAAAUGAAAGAAGGUAAAAACUAGCUGGAUCAGUUUUCCCAAAGCUUACUGAGCGGUCUUUGUAGUAUUUUGUUAGAUUUUACUUGUUAGUGGUAGUUUUCUUUUUUCUCUUAUCUGUAGAUUGUAGAACUGUAGAUAUUAAAUCUUUUCUUUUCAUUUGCAUCUUCUUUGUGACUGACUGAUGAUUCACAGAAGAUCUGUACCAUAUAUUGACAUGCAACAAUGUGAUUUCAGAAAGUAUUUUUCUUUU